AUGCUUUCGUGUUACCGCAAAAUCACUGACGGAUAUGACUGCAAUCAUUUUAGUUAUGGCUUUGUCAUAGUGUGCGUUAUCUAUAGAUAUAAUGAUCGAUGGAAAGUGGAGAUUCGAAAGCUCACCAAACAUAUGAAUAUCUUCUCAAAGUGGUUUCCUGCACAACACAAGACGCAUCCAGAGUUUAUCAGUGUGAAGUCUACAUUUGGUAAUGAGACACAUGUGGAAGCCCGAGAGCACGGUUCCCUCUACUUCAAUAUGCUCACCAAAGACUGGGCAUCCAGAUCUCCUGCGGCUACCCGUCCAUAA
This is a messenger RNA of Strongylus vulgaris, 309 nucleotides long. The record is from the annotation of a GenBank genome assembly. NCBI's taxonomy places the organism in Eukaryota, Metazoa, Nematoda, Chromadorea, Rhabditida, Strongylidae.